Messenger RNA from Cyphellophora europaea CBS 101466, 3534 nucleotides. RefSeq lists its product as uncharacterized. The transcript has 2 exons. The coding region runs from base 1 to 3534 and encodes 1177 amino acids. NCBI's taxonomy places the organism in Eukaryota, Fungi, Ascomycota, Eurotiomycetes, Chaetothyriales, Cyphellophoraceae. Gene Ontology annotation, biological process: signal transduction; fungal-type cell wall biogenesis; protein phosphorylation. The record is from RefSeq and is a predicted model, not a curated record. Gene Ontology annotation, molecular function: ATP binding; diacylglycerol-dependent serine/threonine kinase activity.
AUGGCGGACAACGACAAUGCCAUCAAUGAAGUCUACCGCAAGAUCGAGCGCGAAAAGGCUCUUAUCAAUGCCGCCAGCCACAUGCGCCAGUCCACCAACAAUACUGCCGUGCAAGCCCGUGUGGACAGCAACAUCCGAGAUUCCAGAAGAAAUAUCGGCUAUCUAGAAGAGAAGCUGGAAGAACUGCAGCUCCGAAAAAUGGGCAGAGACAACGACGGCGCCCCUCCCCCACCUGCUCAUGGAGGUAGAGGGCCCGCCGGUAGUGGUCCUCCUCCGCCACCCAAAGACCCUCAUCUCUACCCCAGCGACAGAGGCGACUAUGGCGACCCUGGCCCCGGAGGCUACAGUCAAGGCAAUACUGGCAUGAUGCCUCCAAGAGCACCGUAUGGGGAUCCCCGCCAGAACGCUCCCAUUCCAAAGCCUCGUCCAAAUUUCUCUAAGCUAGACCUGAUCAAAUAUGAUACGCCAUACCUUGGGCCGAAGAUUCAGCAGAUGCUGUCCCAACUGGAAUUCAAGCUGUCGGUCGAAAAGCAGUAUAAAGCCGGUAUCGAAAAAAUGGUCCGCUUGUAUCAGGAUGAGGGAGAUCGUAAGAGCAGAUCAGAUGCCGAGGGCCGACGAAUCGAAAGCAACCAGAAGGUCCAGCUCCUCAAGCAAGCUCUGAAGAAGUACACCGAUCUGCACGUAGACAUUGACUCUGCAGAUGGAGGUGAUGACGACAGCCUUAAUGCACCCAACAUGAGAAAACCACUCACAGGUCUCCUUGAGAUGCGCAUCCAUGCGAUCAAAGACGUUGACCAUGCCUCCACUUCCCGAUUCUCUCGUGGACCCGAAACUUUUGUUAUCAUGAAGGUUGAGGACAAUGUUCGUGCAAAGACGAGAGCGACUCGCACCGACCGCUGGACAGAGGAGACCUUCAAUGUCGAUAUCGACAAAGCCAAUGAGAUUGAGCUGACCGUGUACGACAAAUCUGGCGAUAGGCCCAUUCCGAUUGGAUUCUUGUGGAUCAGAAUUUCCGAUAUUGCGGAAGAGAUGCGUCGCAAAAAGAUUGAAUCUGAAUUCCAACAGCAAGGCUGGGUUUCAGCAGACAAGAUGUCCAACGGCGGCGGCGGAAUGGGUCCUGGCGGCAAGCCGGUUCCAGAGUUUCAACCUCCGCCCGCAUCGCCGUUCAUGCCUCCAGGCGAUGGAGCCGCUGCUGGGACUAUGUCUGGCAUUCCUCAGCAGCCUCCUCAGCCACCUGCUGUGUACAUUGACUCUUGGUUUUCCUUGGAGCCCGCGGGUAGAAUCCACUUGACCAUGAGCUUCCAAAAGCAGACCGGUGGCCGACGGCCGUACGAUUUGGGACUUAACCGUCAAGGUGCUGUGCGCCAGAAGAAGGAAGAGGUUGUGGAGAAACAAGGCCACAAGUUUGUCAAGCAACAGUUCUACAACGUCAUGCGCUGUGCGCUAUGCGGCGACUUCCUUAAGUAUUCCGCUGGUAUGCAGUGCACAGACUGCAAGUAUACCUGCCAUACCAAGUGCUACCCGAAAGUCGUCACGAAGUGCAUUAGCAAGGCCAACUACGAGACGGAUCCGGACGAGGAGAAGAUCAACCAUCGUAUCCCUCAUCGCUUCGAUAACUUCUCCAACAUUGGUGCUAACUGGUGCUGCCACUGUGGUUACCUGCUUCCUCUUGGUCGCAAAAAUGCGAAGAAGUGCACAGAGUGUGGUUUGACAUGUCACGCAGGAUGCCAGCAUCUUGUUCCUGAUUUCUGCGGUAUGUCUAUGAUUGUGGCUAAUGAGAUUCUGGAGACUAUUCAACGUACCAAGAACCACAACAAAACCUCCUCUGUUAGCUCGGGCAUGAGCGGACGGACUUUACGACCACAGUCUGGCAGGCCUGGCCCACAGUCACCGACUCAGAGCUUCAAUUCAGAGUCAACUACCCUAUCCCCUCAACAGACUCAGCAGUACGACCAGCCUCCUUCCGUGGCAGCGGUAAGUGCCGCGCAAAACAUUUACAGUCAGCCACCAGGCGCACAACAACCACGACCCCAGGAGCGACCGCCACAGGUCCGAACCACCUCGGCUGCUGCUGUACAGGCGGCCGCGGCUGCAAGUGGCAUGCGUCCUACCUCUCAACCAUACGACAGAACCGCCUCUGACUAUGGUCCAACCAGGCCACAGGACCGAUAUGCCAACGCUCGUCCACCUGCAGCGGAAGCCAAUCCUCCCCCCGCACAUGCCUCGUAUGAUCCACGUGCGUAUGACCAUUAUACAAGGUCUCAACAGCAAGCGCAACAGCAGCAGAUGCAGCAACAAGCAGCUCCACUGACGCCGCAUACACCCCCGCAGCAGCAUCAACAGCCACCCCAGCAAAGACCACAGCAGCCACCGCCUCAACAGCAUCAGCCACCUCAACAGUAUCCCACUUCACCUGUCAAGCAACCUCCAUCCCAACAAGUCGCUCGCAAGGACCAACAAGGACUGCCUACUGGUCGCGGCCCAGGCCCACGUAUUGGGCUCGACCAUUUCAACUUCCUUGCCGUGCUCGGAAAGGGUAACUUUGGUAAGGUCAUGCUUGCUGAAGCCAAGAACUCCAAAAAGCUCUACGCCAUCAAAGUACUGAAGAAAGAGUUCAUCAUCGAAAACGACGAAGUUGAGUCUACUAAGUCGGAGAAGCGCGUCUUCCUCAUUGCCAACAAGGAACGUCACCCCUUCCUCCUUAACCUGCAUGCCUGCUUCCAGACCGAGACUCGCGUCUACUUUGUCAUGGAGUAUAUUUCCGGUGGUGAUCUCAUGCUGCACAUCCAGCGUGGUCAGUUUGGGCUCAAGCGCGCGCAAUUUUACGCCGCCGAGGUGUGCCUCGCGCUCAAAUACUUUCACGAGAAUGGAGUCAUCUAUCGUGACUUGAAACUCGACAAUAUUCUCCUCACUCUUGACGGGCAUAUCAAGAUUGCGGAUUAUGGGCUGUGUAAGGAGAAUAUGUGGUUCGGGUCUACGACCAGCACUUUCUGCGGCACGCCGGAAUUCAUGGCUCCGGAGAUUCUAUUGGACAAGAAGUAUGGCCGCGCUGUCGACUGGUGGGCUUUCGGAGUAUUGAUCUACCAGAUGCUGUUGCAGCAGAGUCCGUUCCGCGGAGAGGAUGAGGACGAAAUCUACGAUGCCAUCCUGGCCGAUGAGCCGUUGUACCCAAUCCACAUGCCUAGGGACAGUGUGUCGAUACUGCAGAAGUUGCUAACGAGAGAGCCGGAUCUUCGUCUUGGUAGCGGCCCCGGAGACGCUCAGGAGAUCAUGUCACACGCUUUCUUCAAAGGCGUCAAUUGGGAUGAUGUCUAUCACAAGCGUCUGCCGACGCCGUUCAAACCCGCCAUCAAGGACGCGAAGGAUACGAGUAACUUUGAUUCAGAGUUCACCAGUGUCACGCCGGUCUUGACGCCUGUACAGAGUGGUAAGCAGAACCCCUUCCUUAGGUCUGAAUGUGUCACUAACAUGAUUGGUAGUUUUGAGCCCGGCACACCAAGAGGAGUUCCGCGGGUUCUCAUACUCGAUCGAUGA